UCUUAUAACAUAGGUUGUCUUUGCAUUUAAAUUAGAUUCUUAAUUUUGUAUUUACAUAUUUAAAAAAAAAAUAUCUACAGUAGCAAUAGUUUUGCGAGUUUUAUUAGUCAUACGCAAUCAACAUACUGUGCUGUACGCCAUGAUGCUGUUUCUAAUAUUAAUUCUCCUAUUUUACAUAGCUGUUCUAUUAUAUUUCAAAGUGUCACUAGGAAUUUGUAAGUGUAGCAAACAUUUAGUGGGCAAAGUGGUGAUAGUGACCGGAGCAAACACAGGAAUCGGGUACGAGGUGGCGAAGGACAUGGCGCAUCGGGGAGCACGUGUCAUCCUAGCAUGCAAAUUAGAGGAGUACGGCAAAGAGGCGAAAGACAAGAUCGUGGCGGCCACAGGUAACCUCAACGUGGACUAUAAGUCGGUGGAUCUGUCCUCCUUGAAUUCUGUAAGAGCAUUCUGCGAUGAUAUCUUAAAAACAGAAACGCAACUUGAUAUAUUAAUAAACAACGCGGGCACCUCCACGAAAGCUUACAAAAUAACCAAAGAUGGAUUAUUACUAGACAUGCAAGUAAAUUAUUUCGGACAUUUCCUAUUAACUUACCUACUACUUCCUUUAUUAAAGAAGUCGUCGCCUAGUAGAAUUAUUAAUACGUCUUCGAUUUUACACAAAGCGGCGAAGUUAAAUUUUGACAAUCUAAAUAUGGUAAAUGAAGAGUACAACGCACAAAAGGUUUACAAUAAUUCAAAAUUGUGCAAUCUAUUAAUGAGUAUGGAGUUAGCAAGGCGGCUGAGUGGCACCGGUGUAACCGCUAACUCGUUGCACCCAGGCGCUGUCUACACGAAGCUAAUGACUAAUCAUCCGGUCAUGAAAUUUGAUAUUCUAAGAUAUAUCGUUAGGCCAUUCAUGAAGUCCAGCUGGGAAGGUGCCCAGACUACCAUCUAUUUGGCCGUGUCUCCUGAGGUCGAAGGUGUGACCGGUGGUUACUUUGUUGAUUGUAAGAAAACAGCGCCAUCUAUUACAGCUCAAGAUGAUCAUAUCGCAAGCAAAUUGUGGGAAGUCUCUGAGAGACUAGUAGGUUUAAAUUAGAAAUGCAUCUUCUGUAUUUUUUUUUUUAUAAUCUAUAGAAUAAAGCUAAAGUAUUAAUGUAACAUAUUUAAUAUGAUUUAAUUCUUGUAAAGAUAUUAUUAUAAAGUACCUAAUAUGAGUUACUAUUGAAAGUUGUUUAGUAUUUUUUUUUUAAUUUAACUACACUAAAAGAUAUACAAAUUUAUUUAGACUUACCGUCACAUUAAUUGUGUUCACAUAAAAUAAAUUAUUUGUUUGAGUUUA
Galleria mellonella (greater wax moth) is the source of this 1321-nucleotide messenger RNA. Its product is annotated as retinol dehydrogenase 12-like. The transcript has a single exon. Bases 140 to 1078 code for a protein of 312 amino acids. NCBI's taxonomy places the organism in Eukaryota, Metazoa, Arthropoda, Insecta, Lepidoptera, Pyralidae. The record is from RefSeq and is a predicted model, not a curated record.